AUUCAAAUGUGAAGUUAUGUAACAAAAAUAUUUAACGAAUAAAAUACUCAUGUACGAAAACUUUAAGUAACUCGAUUAAGCAUACAAGGCAGAAGAUUUUAAAAUUAUUGGCUUUACAUUUUAAUUACACAAUUUCCGUAACAUAACAUUGUCCAAAAAUGUUAAUGAAUUGGGAAAUUAUCGUAUUAAUUAUAGCAACUGUUUCCUUAUCUUAUUUCUCGACUGCUGAGAAAGAAUUAGAAUAUGCUUGUUAUAAUUGCCAUACUACCAAGUGUUUAGACGAUCCACUUUGUCAGCCAAAAUCAUUAUGCCGAAAUGUAAUUGACAUACCACUAACCGAAAGCCAAAAAGCUACUCUACUCCAAACACACAACGAACUACGUAGUAAAGUCGCAUUAGGUCAACAAGAAGGUCAACCAAGCGCUGCUGAUAUGAUGGAAUUCGUUUGGGAUGAUGAGCUAGCAAAUAUGGCACAAUGUUUUGCAAAUGAAUGUGAUUUUGAUCAUUAUCGUUGUUCUCUAGCUAACCGUGGGGAAUUUGGACAAAAUAUUUAUGGCGUAUGGUAUUCACCAAAUCCACCCACAGACUUAGACUAUGAGGAACCAGUAAUAGGUUGGUUUGAGGAAGUCGAAAUUUUUCCAACAAAAUAUAUUGAUAAUUUUGUAUUUGAAGAAGAUAAUGGAUAUGGGCAUUAUUCCCAAUUAAUUUGGGGUAAUACGACGGUAGUUGGUUGUGCAGCUGUCCUGUUUCAAGAUGUUGAUGACUGGUGGGCACAUCAAACAUAUUGUAAUUAUUUUCCGUCGGGUAACUAUGAAUUUCGUCCUGUGUAUCAGACUGGUAAACCAGCGUCUAAAUGUCCCCAUGGCAAAUCGCGUCAUUAUCAGGGCUUAUGCAAGCCGGUAGUAUAGGAAAGUGGCCAACAAAAUAAUUAUGUGCCAAGAGUAAGGACUGUAGAAUUUUUGCCGAGUACUGAUGCUCUUGCGUUGCUCUAAUACACUUUACUUUAAAUUCGGCAAAUAGUUUGUAUACCCCACACCAAAUUACAUUUCACAGAAGAAUGCUUUGCGAAUAGGGAAUAUGCAUUAAAUUUUUUCGCAUUUGUUGACUAAAUUUGAAAAUACUGUAAAAGAGGUGACAAAAAGUGAAAUUAAUAUACAAAUCGGUCAAGAAAUACGGAUUAUAUAAGCAUUUUAGACUACUAAUUAUGAUAGCUAAUAGUGAGAUGAGACAUAGUAUUUGAUCAUGUCUCAUGUCUAAUAUGGGUAUAAUGUUUGCAUAUAUAUAUUUUGCUAGAAAGAGCUACAAACAAAUCUUUUGUGGCUUUUAUCUUGGUUAUUCUUAUAGUUAUUUGAAAAAUAGUCUUUUCUCAUGGUAUUAUAGUAUUAGGAAAUUCGAUUGUUCAAGCCCUUCUUGAAUUUUAAAAUAUUGAAGGACACAUUAUUUUGAAUAUCGGUCAUACUUUCCAGAAGUGUAUUGACUUUUCUGAAGGCUUAAGAAGGCUGAAUCUUGAACGCUUAAGAAUUUUUCCAAGCAAGUUUAAGAAAAUCCAAAGAUUACGUGAUUUGUAAAGCCACCCUUUGCAACCUACAAUUUUGAAUGAUGAUGGUAAAUGUAAGAAAUCCAACAAAGUAAUUUUUAUUGUAUUUUUAAUUUUUAAUAUUAA
This is a messenger RNA of Chrysoperla carnea, 1663 nucleotides long. Its product is annotated as scoloptoxin SSD976-like. Gene Ontology annotation, cellular component: extracellular region. The transcript has 2 exons. Lineage: Eukaryota; Metazoa; Arthropoda; Insecta; Neuroptera; Chrysopidae. The coding region runs from base 159 to 908 and encodes 249 amino acids. The record is from RefSeq and is a predicted model, not a curated record.